ACAAAGACUUUGAGUUGAAACGUGUGACUGACUAGUGAAGAAGACUACAAUGUGGCGCCGGAGCUUCAGUACAUUACCGAAGAAGAAAUGGGACGCGGUGGUGAUCGGAGGUGGCCACAACGGAUUAACAGCCGCGGCUUACCUGGCACGCGGAGGUCUCUCCGUCGCUGUUCUCGAGCGCCGUCAUGUCAUCGGUGGCGCGGCAGUGACGGAGGAGAUCGUUCCUGGAUUCAAAUUCUCACGCUGCAGUUACCUUCAGAGCUUACUUCGUCCUUGUAUCAUUAGAGAAUUAGAGUUAGGCAGACAUGGACUUAAGCUUCUGAAGAGAAGUCCUUCAUCGUUUACACCUUGUUUGGAUGGACGUUAUCUUCUUCUUGGACCUGAUCAUGAUCUUAAUCAUUCUGAGAUUUCAAAGUUCUCCAAACAUGAUGCUCAUGCUUACCCAAGAUACGAGAAGCAGCUAGAGAGGUUUUGUGGAUUUAUGGAUCCUCUUUUGGAUGCAACUCCACCUGAAUCUCUGCAAGGUGUUUCUUCUUUUAAUGAUAAGUUGAGCAACAAAAUGUACAAAUCUGCUUUUUGGGCUCGUUGUCUCCGGCAGGCGGUUUCUUUGGGGCAUAAAGAUAUGGUGGAUUUUAUGGAUCUUUUAUUGGCCCCAGCUUCAAAAGUUUUGAACAACUGGUUUGAGUCUGAUGUCCUGAAGGCGACUCUUGCGACAGAUGCCGUGAUUGGAUCUACGGCUAGUGUCCAUACUCCGGGAAGUGGAUAUGUCCUCCUACAUCAUGUGAUGGGAGAAACAGAUGGAGAGAAAGGCAUUUGGUCUUAUGUUGAAGGUGGGAUGGGCUCUGUCUCCAUGGCUAUAGCCAAUGCUGCAAAGGAAGCUGGUGCUGAGAUUUUCACAAACGCAGAGGUUUCUGAAAUACUAUCUGAGGACUCUAGCAUCGUUAAAGGGGUUUUGCUUGCUGAUGGUACACGGGUGGAGUCAUCGGCUAUACUGUCCAAUGCUACCCCUUACAAAACUUAUGUGGAGUUGGUUCCGACCAAUGUUCUUCCUGAAAAUUUCAUCGGUGCUAUUAAGAACUCAGAUUACAGCUCUGCAACUACCAAGAUAAACUUGGCUGUUGACAAAUUACCACAGUUCCAGUGCUGCAACACAAAUCAUUCAAGUCCAGGUCCAGAGCAUUUUGGCACUAUACACAUUGGUGCAGAGAGCAUGGACGAGGUUCACUCAGCAUGUCAUGAUUCUGAAAAUGGCUUACCAUCGAGAAGACCAGUGAUCGAAAUGACUAUUCCAUCCACACUAGACAACACGAUUUCUCCCCCAGGGAAGCAUGUAAUCAACUUGUUCAUCCAAUACACUCCUUACAAGCCAUCAGAUGGAAACUGGGAAGAUCCUACUUACCGAGAAGCAUUUGCACAAAGGUGUUUCAAACUGAUUGAUGAAUAUGCACCUGGGUUUAGCUCAUCCAUCAUUAGCUAUGACAUGUUGACUCCUCUGGACCUGGAACGGGAAAUUGGUCUAACAGGCGGAAACAUCUUUCACGGUGCCAUGGGAUUAGACUCUCUCUUCUUGAUGCGCCCUGUGAAAGGAUGGUCAAAUUACAGAAGCCCUUUGAAAGGUCUCUACUUGUGCGGCAGCGGAGCUCAUCCUGGAGGCGGAGUUAUGGGUGCACCUGGAAGAAACGCUGCACAUGUUUGCCCUAAACAACGAAAAUGGAAAGUGAACAAGCGAGCGACAACAUCGGCGCCGCAAAAAAGUAGAAUGAUUACUCUCCCUCUGCGAGACGACGAUGUGGAAAACGACACAUACGAAGCUAAAAUGCUCCUCAUAGGCGACGGUGAGAGUUUACCUCCUACUCCUCUGCGUGACGGUGCACCGGAACUCCAGAAGUACAACAUCCGCUCCAUCGAGUCAACAGUCGUGAUUCGUGAGCUAACGUCACAAGGUCUCUCCUUUCAGCUCUGGCCAGCCGCUUCUACAUUGGUCACGUUGCUUGAUAAUUACCGACGUGACCCUAGCAACAGUCCACUCACCGCCACACUCUCGUCGCUGAAACCAUCAUCGCCGUUGAACAUACUCGAGCUCGGAUCUGGAACCGGCGUCGUCGGGAUCGCUGCGGCAAUCACUCUCUCUGCUAACGUCACGGUGACGGAUCUCCCACACGUCUUAGAUAAUCUCAACUUCAACGCCGAAGCAAACGCUGAAACUGUUGAGAGAUUCGGCGGGAAAGUCAACGUGGCACCACUCCGAUGGGGAGAAGCUGAUGACGUGGAGGAGGUUCUAGGUCGGAACGUUGACUUGAUUCUGGCUUCGGACGUGGUGUAUCAUGACCAUCUCUACGAGCCUCUCCUCAAAACGCUGCGUUUGAUGCAGCUAGAGGGGAAGAGGUUCAUUUUCCUAAUGGCUCAUCUAAGGAGAUGGAAGAAAGAAUCUGUCUUCUUCAAGAAAGCUCGAAAGCUCUUCGAUGUUGAAGUUAUCCACUCUGAUGUUCCUCAAGAAGGUUCUAGAAUCGGUGUUGUGGUCUACCGUUUUACUACGAAACAGCCAAAUCAGAAUGGUCGGAUUGUUUCGUGUUAGCAAUUGCAUUGUCACGAUUCAUUUCCUUAAUGUUUGCUUCUGACAUUAAUGUGGAAAUUUGCUUCAAAAUCAAUACUUUAUUGGUUUCUAAUCUAACAGUUGCUCUAUGAUGUCCUUCUUCGUUGCUGUUAUAUAAAAUCCAAUACAAAAAAGAUUUGAAAUUUAUGUUGUUCAUAUAAAAUUGAAUCGAUAUC
Messenger RNA from Arabidopsis arenosa, 2769 nucleotides. The record is from the annotation of a GenBank genome assembly. Lineage: Eukaryota; Viridiplantae; Streptophyta; Magnoliopsida; Brassicales; Brassicaceae.